AAGAGAGAAAUGAGGGGACAGAGUCAGAGAGCGACAGACAGAGAGAGACAGAGAGGGGGAAAGAGAGAGUUGAAGAAGGAAGAGCGUGCUGCUACUUCACUUAGUGCCGUUCCUGUCUGAUUAAUGUGAGAAAAUUAUGGGAUAUGUGACAGGAAUCUUCAACAACUGUAGAUCAAUUUUUCUGAACUGGCAAUCUUCACUAGAUUCUUUAUUUGAAGAGGCACAACUGUUCUAUUAGAUGAAUUGGACAGAGGGUUGUCGUUGCCUUGUAAGAAUUAAUAAAACCAUUGGAAGGAGGUCAUCAUUGUAUCAUUCUUUAAAUAAAAACCAAAAUGGUGCUUUUACCACCGAGAAGGUUUGCAUCGUUCCUGACUCGCAAUCUCAAAGUGGAUGUCUUCCGGCAAGAUCAUUGUGGCAAUAUGGUUUGGGGGGUGGGGCUAUAGGUUUUCAAGAAAGGCUGAUCUUAGCAAGACCUCAUGAUUGGAGAUUUAAGUUACCUGGUUGUUUAGAGAGAAAUUUUCCUUGGUCAACACAGAGCAUGAUAACUGGUUCCCGCAAAUUUGGACACAUUGUUGAAAAUGAUACUGACUUGAAUAGGGAUUUUCUUGUACAGCUUUGGGUUGCCGAUAGGAAAAUGAAAAAUUCUAGGGGAAAAAGAAGACGGAAAAUUGUUAAGCAUGGAAAAUUUGGUGGAACAGCAUAUGAUAACCAACAUCAAUAUGGGAGAUGGUAUUCAGGUACAUCUCUUAGUGAAGAGAAUGUUUUGGACCAGGGUAAACCAGUUUUGACUCAAGCACCUCUCAGCCAAUCUGUCUCAGGUUUUCUGAAGCCAGAAUCUCCAGAGGAGGCCCAGGUCGCACCGCUUCUUGCUAGGUCCAAUUUGCUGAUUACUAGGGAUAUAGAGUGGGCAAAUCUUGUGCUUGGUUUUGAGCAGGAAAACCGGUAUGCAAUAGUAGAUGUGUGCUACCCCCAGUCGCCUGUAGGUUUUAUUCGUGAGCAGAGUAAUUUCAUUUUCAGACAGUUGCUUCGGCUAAGGCGCCCUUUUGUUGCUUAUAUAACUGAUUCGAUGGGUAAUGAGCUCUUCAGGGUUCGUAGGCCUUUUUGGUGGAUAACCAGCUCAAUUUACACAGAGAUUGAUGGUAAGGAAGUUGGUGUGGUUCACAGACGAUGGCAUCUUUGGAAGAGGGUGUAUGACUUGUACCUUGGGAAGAAUCAGUUUGCAGUGGUUGAAAAUCCUGGCUUCUGGAAUUGGACAUUUACUUUGAAAGACAUUGAUGGGAAAGUGCUUGCCGAGAUAGAUCGCGACUGGAGGGGUUUUGGCUUUGAGAUCUUUACUGAUGCUGGUCAGUACGUGAUCCGGUUUGGGAGUUCUGAUCCCAGCUCCAAGACUGGUCCGGCCAGAGUGAUACAAGAGUUGGAAGUUGCCCGUCCACUGACUCUGUCAGAGAGAGCUGUGGCUGUUGCUCUUGCUAUAUCACUGGAUAAUGACUAUUUCUCAAGACACGGCGGCUGGGGAUUACCUUUUGUUGCAGUUGGUGAGUAGGUUUGGUUUGCAGUAUCCUUAACCUGUGGUUAUUUUCUGUGUUUGCAAUUUGGGAAGGAUAGUAGUAAGCCAAGCUACUUUAGAGCUCCUACAAGGUGUUCUUGUUUCAUUACUUCACCCCACAUUCUCAACUCGUAAGUCUACCCUUUUUUUUUCGAGUACUUCACCAAAUAACUUGCUUUCAUGGCUCUGCCUUUAUAUGUGGUUGUUGCUGUUGCUGACCAUGAUAAAUAAUGAGAUGUCGAAAUGACAACAUCUUUUGCUGAGAGAAUGUAUCAUUGUCAAGACCUGGUUGGUUAACUUGUUUCCAGUGUUUGAAAGUAUUCUAUGGGUAUACUGUGUGGAGGCUCGAGUGUUUUGCCACUGUAUCAUGACCAGGAAAUGAAAACAAGAUUUCUGUGUUUGGGAUAUGAAAAGGUUGUAUUUGGUUGGGAAAGGAAAGGUGUUUAAUUAUUUCUGUUUUUAUCU
This is a messenger RNA of Alnus glutinosa, 2011 nucleotides long. RefSeq names its product altered inheritance rate of mitochondria protein 25. The transcript has 13 exons. The record is from RefSeq and is a predicted model, not a curated record. Lineage: Eukaryota; Viridiplantae; Streptophyta; Magnoliopsida; Fagales; Betulaceae. Bases 239 to 1543 code for a protein of 434 amino acids. Gene Ontology annotation, cellular component: plasma membrane. Gene Ontology annotation, molecular function: phospholipid scramblase activity. Gene Ontology annotation, biological process: plasma membrane phospholipid scrambling.